This is a messenger RNA of Galendromus occidentalis (western predatory mite), 669 nucleotides long. RefSeq lists its product as uncharacterized. Lineage: Eukaryota; Metazoa; Arthropoda; Arachnida; Mesostigmata; Phytoseiidae. The transcript is spliced from 4 exons. Bases 76 to 519 code for a protein of 147 amino acids. The record is from RefSeq and is a predicted model, not a curated record.
CGCCGCUAAGUUCGCAGACGCUUUAGAACCAGACGGCUCGACGGCUCGCGUGGAUCUCAGCGCCGGGGCGCAAGCAUGCCACUCUGUGGGAGUUGGGUAAACUUCCUCGUAUUUCUUGUCCUUUCGUGUGUGUCCUUGUUCUGUGUGGAUUCCAUCGAAGCCGGAGAUGUUGGAUGGACUUCCCCCGCUUGGGAUCAGCAAUGGCAAGUGCCUCACGUGAUGCCACCUUCGCACUGGCAAGGUGAAGAAGUUUAUUCAGUCGAAGGGCCCAUCCAUGAGCCCAGCCAUCCAUCUCAUUUUCAUCAUCAUCAUGAGCCACCGCGAUAUAAAGUGCGAACCGUCACUAAAAUCGUUCGGAAGGUCCCGAAGACGGUGACUCACAGUUACACGACGUAUGGAGACGACGAUGAGCCUUGGAUCAGCUUGCACGUCGAUCGGAAACACCGGCCGAAGCCGACGAUUCUCUUGAACGGAUGGGCGAAGGAUGGGAAAUUCGGUCUCACGCUGAAUAUACACUAGAACGAGCGAUAUCGCGACCCAAGUUCGUGGGGAGCCAUCGCAAAGGUCACAGUGAAAAUCUAUGAUGUGAUGAUGAAAGUCCACGUUUCACGCAUCGCAGAGCUAUACGCCGAUCGCGUUGACUCUGACAAGCCAAAUCGGAGUUCUUAG